This is a messenger RNA of Suillus bovinus, 1157 nucleotides long. RefSeq lists its product as uncharacterized. The record is from RefSeq and is a predicted model, not a curated record. NCBI's taxonomy places the organism in Eukaryota, Fungi, Basidiomycota, Agaricomycetes, Boletales, Suillaceae. The transcript has 4 exons. Bases 222 to 842 code for a protein of 206 amino acids.
CCGAUACCCAUAAUACAGUGACUCGGUCGGCUAUUUAGAGCUCGAGUUGACGGUACGAGUCCCGUAUAAGUUGCCGUACUUGUAUCAUAGGGCAUAUACGGCCGUAAUGCGGUGAGGGUUUGUUCAUCCUGGAGUAAUACGCACAUGUGAGUCACGGGAUCAUCGAUCAACCAUUCCGUGUUUAUACAUGUUAGAAAUCAACUGACGCGGUUGUGCUGCGUAUGCAAUCGUCUCGUUUUAUCAACUUGUGGUCCAAUAUCAAGCAAUACAAUAUCCAUGUGAUAGUUGCGGAGCUCAAGCAGAAGGCGGAGAAGGCCAAAGAUGCGAGCGUCACAAUGAUGGUGAACACAAGGGACAAAUAUUCCAGUGUUCCUUCUUCAAAAACGAAGUGGGAUCCCAACUGGAAGCGUGCACCUCCACCUGCUCCAGCAAGAUCGUCGGGUAAUGGCCCCCCACCGCCUCCGCUGCGAACACGUCCAAAUGCUUCUGGAAGUACGAGAAGCUCUGUUGUGUCACCCCCUCCUCCCUUGGCACACGAUUCGCGGACCGGUGCUUCUCCCCCACCAUCGUACAGCCAUCUCUCUCCCCCACCCACACGCGCUACGAGCUCUUACCCAUCGCAGUCGGGAUCGACACAUCAAGUGGAUCACAUAGAUUGGGCGAAUUUGUCACAGGAAGACAAGGAUGAAUUUUUUAGCUGGCUGGACGAAUUUUUCUCUAGAUAUCUCAAUAUCGCUCUGCCUUCCGGACGGUCAUCUGCAGGAAUGAAAGGAAGUACUGCAGUCACAGUGCAGUCAGCUGGACCUCCGCCGGUCAAUCUCAAUUCACGACCGUCAUGGUGAAAGACCUCCUUUUCUGGUACUGCGCCUCUGUACUAACAGUCCACAUUUAUGGAGCCCGAAAGAUUAAUGCAUAGUUGUUAAUGAACGACUGCGAAGAUAUCCAACACCCGUGAGGCUACAAAUCAUAACGUACAAAUACAAGAGAAGAAUUUGGGAUAUAGGUAUUCCGAUGUGGGAUGACAUUCGGACGUCAGCUAGGGUACACCAUGCGCCCAUAUACAAUACAAGGUAGCAAUCGACUAGAUUUACCCUGACGGUCGUACACAGUCAGGAUGACGUGUUCGGUACAAAUUUUGCACGCGGCGGUCUUCUGUC